AGGAGAAGAAGGUUCCUCGGCCAGCGCUGAAGGCAAUGGCGGCGGAAGCGGAGGAGGAGGUCCGGCUGGAGGUGGAGGCGGUGGCGGCGAUGUACGGAGAAGACUGCCGCGUGGUCUGCGACUUCCCUCCCCACCUCGUCGUCCACGUCCGCCCCAAUACCGCCGACGACUCCUCGCAGCAGUUUGUAGAACUCUUUCUUGGAAUGAAAGCAUCUUCCGAGUAUCCAAAAGAACCACCUCAUGUUUGUGCUGUCGAAAGUAAGGGCCUUGAUGAGAAUAGACAGGCAAAUCUUAUUAGCAGCAUCCAGAACAAGGCAAAAGAGCUUUCCGACUACCCAAUGCUUGUGACUCUAUGUGAGGAAGCUGGAGAGAUCCUCUCGAAUAUGAACCACCCAGCUGGCGAUUGUCCACUGUGUCUAUAUCCUUUAGUCCCAGAGUAUAAUGAUAGUUCUGCUUUGUCAUUCAUGAAGUUGAUGUCAUGCUACCACUGCUUCCACAGUGACUGCAUUAUGAGAUGGUGGGGAUGGCUUCAAAAUGACGAUGACAAUGCUGAUUCUAAGAAGAAUGGUACGGUAGUAACUGGAGGAUUAGAUUUGUCCAGCUCAGACAAGCUAAAUCAUCACAAAGGAUUUUGCCCAGUUUGCCGUAAAGUGUUUGAUGAGAAGGAUAUCGAGCAUGUUCGUGAUCUAUUGAAUGCAAGCACUACUCAACAAAUGGCGUCUUUAACAGUUGACCUGGGAGAAGAUGAUAAAGAAUUGCUCCAUUCCGAGGCAGAGAAGAAGAGGAGAGAAAAAUUCGGGUCAUUGUUUAAUCUGCAACAAGAACGGAAUGGUUUAAUUGAACCGAAGAAAGACCUUGCCAUACAGCCUGGAAUGUAUGUUUCUCUUCCACCUAAUGAGCCAACCACAAGUGCAGGAGACGGCGCCAAUUCUUGUGAAGCAACGGCAACUUCAACUUCAGAAACAGAUUUACGCAGCAUGGCAAACAACGCCGAUGGCAGCAAGAAGCAAAACAGUUCAGGCCCUCGAAGGAGAAACCGAGCUUCCGCUCCCAGAAGACAACCCCAGGGUCAAGCUGGUGGGCAACAGUGGCAGAGAGGUCAAGUUGCUGGGCAACAGGGUCAGAGAGAUCAAGCUGCUGGGCAACAGUGGCAAAGAAGUCAAGCUGCUGGGCAACAGGGGCAGAGAGAUCAAGCUGCUGGGCAACAGUGGCAGAGAGGUCAACCUGCUAGGGAACAGAGGCAGAGAGGUCAACCUGCUAGGGAACAGUGGCAGAAGAAGGAUGCAGACACUUCACACCAAUAACCU
This is a messenger RNA of Lolium rigidum, 1307 nucleotides long. RefSeq names its product E3 ubiquitin-protein ligase RNF25-like. The transcript has 7 exons. Gene Ontology annotation, cellular component: nucleus. Gene Ontology annotation, molecular function: protein binding; ubiquitin protein ligase activity. Gene Ontology annotation, biological process: protein ubiquitination. Bases 36 to 1304 code for a protein of 422 amino acids. The record is from RefSeq and is a predicted model, not a curated record. Lineage: Eukaryota; Viridiplantae; Streptophyta; Magnoliopsida; Poales; Poaceae.